UCUGAGGGUGACAAGUCAACACAUCUACUCCCCUAUAUAUAUAAGUCUGGUCAGAAGACACUUUUACCAGGGUUUCUUCUUACGCAGAGAGACAUACUAUUCGAGUGACACCAUGAAUAAGCUGCUGGUCAUCACUGUGUUGGUUGCUCUUCUUGCUCUCAGUGCUGAGAGCUUCCGUGUGCCAAGGCAAGCUGAGGAGGAGGAGCCAGGAACGUUCACCAAGCUUACAAACACAGUCAGCUAUUACUAUGACAGUGCCGUAGGCAGUGUCAGCGGAUACCUGGACAGCAUCAGGGGCCUAAAGUUGGAGGAGAAAAUGAGAAACGCCUACACUGACACCGUCGAAGUUUUGUCUACCUACUCUGGCGUUGCCAGUGACCAGAUAUACCACACCUUUUGGCCCCAGCAGUAAACAUGAACUUAUUUUCAAGGACCUCAGCUCCUUUUUCUGACAGAAAAGGGACUAUCAAGCUUCAUCCAAUGAUGUUGAAAUUUCCUUUCAAUAUUUCGGCCGUGCCUUGGCUCACGUGGAUCUAAAUCUCCAAACAGCUGCUGCUCUUUGAGUCUCAAAACUGAUGGUUUUGUUUCCUUUCAAAUCAUCAGACACCUGAAAAAUUUGAAUAUUUGUGUCAUAUCUGGAAAUAAAUAUUUAUAUGUUAAAAA
Cheilinus undulatus (humphead wrasse) is the source of this 663-nucleotide messenger RNA. It is a transcript of the gene apoc2, whose product is annotated as apolipoprotein C-II. The transcript has 4 exons. Gene Ontology annotation, cellular component: chylomicron. NCBI's taxonomy places the organism in Eukaryota, Metazoa, Chordata, Actinopteri, Labriformes, Labridae. The record is from RefSeq and is a predicted model, not a curated record. The coding region runs from base 113 to 412 and encodes 99 amino acids. Gene Ontology annotation, biological process: lipid metabolic process; lipid transport. Gene Ontology annotation, molecular function: enzyme activator activity.